Molecule: messenger RNA, 3493 nt
Organism: Amphiprion ocellaris (clown anemonefish)
Lineage: Eukaryota; Metazoa; Chordata; Actinopteri; Pomacentridae
Product: vang-like protein 2
Exons: 8
Coding region: 784-2361 (525 amino acids)
Biological process (GO): establishment of planar polarity; multicellular organism development; Wnt signaling pathway, planar cell polarity pathway
Cellular component (GO): plasma membrane
Source: RefSeq, a predicted model, not a curated record
CGGUUUCCCCAAACAAUAGUCGAGAGGACGCGAUGGUCCUUUUCUUUUUUUUUCAAGCCACAGGGAAGUUUAGGACCCUCAUCGGCCCUAUUGUUGUCCACACCGAGGCCACGUAGCUCCGGUUCUAGACGAAGAGAGGCGCAGUGAGUGAAUAUAACUCGGAGGUAAAAACGGACUGAUGCGCCCAGAGCGAAUCAGUCCGUUUGAUUGUAGGCCGCUGGUUUGAAUUCUGUCCGCCGUGGAAGACUGCUGGGAAUUUCAGUUCGUCCAUUCAUUUACAGUGAGAGGAGGAGAAAAGGAGGGAAGAAAGGAAACGUACAGUGGGAUCGUUUGGCAUCAGGACGCGGCCGGUGAGGCCUGGGAGUCUCCCAUUGUCCUGCCUGUCUACAACAAGCCUCCUGUCUCAUUUUUUGUAGGUCGCACAACUCUGUAGAUUCGCCCUAAAUACUGCGACUCCUCACAAUUUCAUCCACGUCAGCUCUUCCCUGUUGCGACUCUCCUACCCAUCAUCCUCCCUCACCCCUCUUCCUCCUCAUCUCCUCCUCCUCUUCAUAGCCUCUCCCUGCUGUCUCCCCCACCUUCCUUCUCCUGCCUCCCUCCUCAUCGGCCUCCAAGAUAGAUUCCCUCAGGAGUAAGGUUGACCUGCUCAAGCUGCCCCUGACUCUGUCCACCAAGUCCAUCUCCGAGCGCAAGAGCCAGCUGGGCGGAGUCGGCGAGCAGUGCGGCACGGGGGGAGGAGGAGGAGGUGGGGCCCGUAAAGCCCGCCCACCGCUGCCCCGAGACAUGGACAACGAGUCGCAGUACUCGGGUUACUCAUACAAGUCGUCCCACUCCAGAAGCUCCCGCAAGCACAGGGAUCGGAGGGACCGUCAUCGCUCCAAGAGCCGAGAUAGCAGCAGUCGUGGAGACAAAUCAGUAACUAUACAAACUCCUGGAGAGCCGCUGCUGGAUGCAGAGUCGACCCGUGGAGAUGACAGGGAUGAUAACUGGGGAGAAACCACCACUGUCAUCACCGGCACCUCGGAGCACAGCAUCUCCAAUGAGGACCUGACCCGAGUCACCAAAGAUUUGGAGGAGUCGACGCCGCUGGAGUGCAAGCGUUUCGUAGGACCGGCACUGGGCGGCUGCCUGAGCUUCUUCGCCAUUGUCACCCCACUGGCCUUCCUCAUCCUCCCUCAAGUGUUGUGGCGCGAUGCUUUGGAGCCCUGCGGGACACCCUGCGAAGGUCUCUACGUCUCGCUGGCCUUCAAGUUGCUGGUGCUGCUCAUCUCCUCCUGGGCCUUGUUCCUUCGGUCGCCCAGAGCCACCCUGCCCCGCUUCUUUGUCUUCCGCUGCCUGCUGAUGGUACUGGUGUUCCUGUUCGUGGCGUCCUACUGGUUGUUCUAUGGCGUUCGGGUGCUGGAGCCCCGGGAGAGGGACUACCGUGGCAUCGUGGAAUAUGCUGCCUCGCUGGUGGACGCUCUGCUCUUCAUCCAGUACCUGGCGCUGGUGCUGCUGGAGGUCCGACACAUGCAGCCAGCCUUCUGCCUCAAGGUGGUCCGGAGCACCGACGGGGCCAGCAAAUUCUACAACAUGGGACACCUCAGUAUCCAGCGGGCGGCCGUCUGGGUGUUGGACCGUUAUUACAGCGACUUUACCGUCUACAAUCCUGCGCUGCUCAACCUGCCCAAGUCCAUCCUGUCCAAGAAGAUGACUGGCUUCAAGGUUUACUCCCUGGAUGAAAGCACCACCAACAACUCCACAGGCCAGUCCAGGGCCAUGAUAGCAGCCGCUGCCAGGAGGAGAGACAACUCCCACAAUGAGUACUACUACGAGGAGGCCGAGAUGGACCGCAGGAUCCGCAAACGCAAGGCCAGGCUGGUUGUGGCGGUGGAAGAAGCUUUCACGCACAUCAAGCGUCUCCACGAGGAUGAGGCGGCUUCGUCUCCCAAACACCCCAGAGAGGUGAUGGAUCCUCGGGAGGCGGCUCAGGCCAUCUUCGCCCCAAUGGCCCGGGCCAUGCAGAAGUACCUGAGGACCACCAGACAACAGGCCUUCCACAGCAUGGAGAGCAUCCUCACACACCUGCAGUUCUGCAUCACACACAACAUGACGCCCAAGGCGUUCCUGGAGCGGUACCUGGGCCCUGGACCCACCAUGCAGUACCAGCAGCAGAGUGGCAGGGGGCGCCAGUGGACUCUGGUGAGCGAGGAGCCGGUGACGUCGGCGCUCCGCCAGGGUCUCGUCUUCUCCCUGCGCCGGCUGGACUUCUCGCUGGUCGUCACAGUGACGCCCCUGCCCUUCCUGCGGCUCGGCGAGGAGUUCAUCGACCCCAAGAGCCACAAGUUCGUGAUGCGACUGCAGUCGGAGACGUCGGUGUGAAUGAAGGCGCUUCCGUUCUCGUCCAAUCACUUCCCUCUCUCUGUGACAAUAACACCGUUGGAGGAUGUGACGCCGUCUCCUCGUCAUCACAGAUGCUCUGAUAUCAAACUGUGAUCAGCUCGAUGAUUGUCCAAACCCUGGAAACAAAUGGAUGCCUUGCCCUUUAAAAAAAAAUCUGUGUUUAGCCUUUGCAACAUUCUGUAAAGUUUGUUGUGUUUUAUCUGAAGGGGGCUUUUUUCUCCUUUUUCCUCUUCUGCUGUAACCUCUGGACUACUUUACUGUGCUGACUCACCACGCCAACACCAGAGGAGGGGAUUACAUCCCAUCUGUCGCUUCGUCUUUCUCUUGUCUUAAAAAAACAACUGGAGCUCGGCUCUCAUGGUGUACCGCUGCCUUCUGUCGCUGUGUUUGAUUGGUUUUUACAUCAGGGAGAGCGACUUUUCUUUUUUAUCGUUUUUGUAACUUACAGAAUGUAGCAUUACGUGCAGCGAGUUAACAUGCUGCUUUUCUGCGGCCUAAAGAGCCAAAAUGUCUUGUUUUUUUAAUGUGACUUAAGAAAAAUGGAAGUACAUUCCUUACUUGUUGCUACUCCAAACUCUGUAUAAUUGUUUAAAUGUGCAGCUUUAAUUAUUUCACACUGGUAUUUUAUACUCUUGGUGUCACAGUUUUAGCAGGAAGACUUUAAAAAAAAAAAACACAUUUCACCUGGUAUUUACGUGUAAUCGGUAUUUUACUUGGAUAAAGGUGAUCAAAUUUGAGCCAAAUCCGGCAACAAGACGACACCUGCAGCUCAUAUUUGCAUUAUUUUGUUUUUAAAGAGGCUCAAGAACUCAAACAUGAGCAAGAAGUGCAUUUUAUAGCUGGUGACUGUUAAAAUGCAAGUAUAUCAGGCAGCAGGAUGGUGUUUGUGGGUUUGAGCCAGAAUAAGCUAGUGUGUUUGCAGUAAUAAAAGCACGUCGGUUAGUAUGACAGUGCAGCUCAGUGGUUCACUUUCCUAUAGUAUUUGGAGUAUAACAUACAUUAAUCUCUUAAAUCAGAGCAAAACGGGUGAAAAAAAAUUUGUUCGGUUGUUAAUUUUGGUCUUCUAAUGAGGCUCGACAAUAUGAGAAAUAAAGAGCUAAUGCAAUCUGUA